AUGCAGACAAGGCAAGCUCCAUUCGCCGCCAUUGCCACCGACCUAGGCAUGCUGCGGAUGGGCUUCAUGGAGUCGAGCGCCGAGUCUCUCUCAUCCGCCAGCCGCGCAGCCUCGCUCUCGGCUCGAACUACUACAACGUUGGACAAUCAAGGAGGGGAGAACCCGUUAUUCUCCCGGCCCUUUGUUCAGAGAAACGGGCGAACAUACCUGAACGACACGUCGCUUCCUUACCCGUUGCCGUCAGACUUGACCGAGACUCACCGCCAGUCGCUGCGAUCUCUGCUGCUCAUCCAGCUCUUCGGGGCCCCAGUAUGCUCCUCUUCGGUUACGAAAAAGCCUCCUCAACGGGUGCUGGAGGUCGGAUGCGGCUCGGGAUUUUGGAGCAUGAUGUGCCACAGGUACUUCAAGGAGCGCGGGCACAGCCAGAUCUCUUUCACAGGAAUCGACAUCGCCGCCAUCACGGCGGCAGAUGCUCCAAAGCCAGACCGAGACAUGCAGUGGGAGUUUGUCCACCACGACAUCCGUCAGCUGCCCUGGCCGUUGGCAUCGGAAGAAUUCGACUUGAUCAUGGUCAAGGACAUGAGCCUGGCCACCACGAAUGCGCAGCAUCAGGGCUUCAUCGACGAGUACCUACGGAUACUCCGACCAGGCGGCACGCUCGAGUUCUGGGAGUCGGAUCAUCUCAUCCGCAUGUUGAGACCACAUGUGCCUGGGUCCGCGCCCACUGUCGACGAAGCAGACGAACAAGAGGCUGCCUCUAGCCUCGGGGCUUAUCUGCUUUCCCCAAACACUCCCCUGACAGCUCCGCAGAACGAAUACCUCGUCGAAUACAACGGUUGGCUGACCCGGGCGCUCGAAAGCCGAGAUCUCAGCGCUGUACCUUGCACCUUGGUCGGGCCCCUGCUCCUGCAAGAAUCCGAGACGUUGACGGAAGUCAGGACGAGGCGGCUGGCCAUUCCCCUCAGCGAAGUGCGCUGGGAGCGCGAAGGCGUCGGCGGUGUCGUGACCCAAGACGGCAAGCAAACGGGGGAGGCACGCGGCAAGGAGCACAAGAUGGGGAAAACGCUCACGGCGGGCCAAAUAGCCCUCCGGAAGACGGCUCUCCUCACGGUUGUGCAACAAGUGCAGGCACUUGAACCCAUUCUGAGAGAGAUCAACAACAAGAGCCUGGAUGAGUGGGAUGCCUGGCUGGGGAAAAUGAUGGGCAAUCUGAUGGUGAAUAGCGAUAGCAUUCUGGGAGAGUGCCUCGAAGUGGGCGCAUGGUGGGCGAAGAAGCGAAAGACGCGAAGCCAACAAGGAUGA
This is a messenger RNA of Ustilaginoidea virens, 1302 nucleotides long. RefSeq lists its product as uncharacterized. The record is from RefSeq and is a predicted model, not a curated record. The transcript is spliced from 2 exons. NCBI's taxonomy places the organism in Eukaryota, Fungi, Ascomycota, Sordariomycetes, Hypocreales, Clavicipitaceae. The coding region runs from base 1 to 1302 and encodes 433 amino acids.